AGACGCUGUGCGGCGGUUAUCUGGCUGUAGGCGAGGAGAGCUAGAAACAGCCGCAGCUCCCUUUGCCGACGGGUUGAUCGAGGGAGUGAAUGUCUGUGUGAGUGUGAGAGUGUGUGUGUGAGUGUGUGUGUAUGUGUGUGUGUGUGUGUGAGAGUUUGGGUCUGUGCAAAUGUAGAUGCUGCAUGGGCUGCAACCAGAGCUGCUGCUGUUGCUGCUGGUGAAUAAUGCAGACAGGGGAACGGAGUUUGGAUAGCAUGCGGGGAGAUUAAUAAUGCAUCCUGCCGGGUUACAUUAGUUAGUUUUGCUGGAACCUGUAGCUGUCUACUGUCUGCUGUCUGCCUGCCUGCUUGACUUACUGACUCCCCGCCUACCUUUCUGCCUGACUGGCGGACUGUCUGACUUAGUCUGAAAAUGUCUCACUACCAUUUCAUCAAAUGCUGUUGUUUCCAGCUAUGUAAUGUCUUUCGUCAGAACAUGGAGAUAGACCAGUGUCUGCUGGAGUCUCUCCCCAUUGGCCAGCGCCAGCGGCUGGUCAGGAGAAUGCGCUGUGACCAAAUAAGGGCGUACUACGAGAGGGAAAAGAGCCUUCAGCGCCAGCAAGGUGGAGUCAAGGCUCGAGCCCCGGCCGCCAACCGCAAGAAGCGCCGCGUCCGCUUCGGCCUCGCCGAUGUCGUACAGGAUGCGAUCAUUCGCCAUGACGACAAAGAAGUGUUGUGUCUCCUGAAGGAGGGAGCCGACCUCAACACUCCCAUUUCUUCUGGGGGAUCCUUGCUUCACCUGUGUGCUCGCCAUGACAAUGUGUUUGCGGCGGAACUUCUGAUUGAGCGAGGCCUAAAUGUCAACCUGCAGGACGAAGACCUGUGGACAGCCCUGCAUGUAGCGUGUGUGUGUGACCAUGCAGACGUGGUGCUGCUACUGCUGCUGGCCGGGGUGAAUGUUCUGCUGCAGGACGUCAACGGAAACAUUCCUUUGGACUACGCCUCCGAGGGAACUGAGACCAGCUACAUCCUCCGAAAACACCUGGAGGAAAAUGGAGUGGAUGUUUCAUCCAUGCACGCAAUGAAGACACAGAGAUCCAGCAAGAUGCUGUGUGAUGUUAGACAGCUUGUAGCCACGGGGGGAAGCCUCAACCAGCCCAAUGAUGACGGGGUCACUCUGCUCCACAUAGCAUGUGCCAGUGGUUAUAGAGAGGUGGUGUCUGUGUUGUUGGAGAGUGGGGCGGACCCUCAUCCUACUGACAACAACUUCUGGACCCCUCUGCACCUGGCUGCUAAAUAUGGACAGACAAGCAUCGUUAGCCAGCUCCUGAGGCAGAGAGCAAACCCGACUCUGUUGAACUGCAACCAAGACAAGCCCUCCGAUAUUUCCGCGUCAGAGCCCAUAGCGGAUAUGCUGCUGAAUGCGGAGGAGAGCUGGCUGCAGAGACUAAAGGACCCCUCCGCUCCUCUACCCUCCACUGACCAACGCUAUGAUGGCGGCUCACACGACCUCAACACUCCUGUCAAGAACUUGAACCCCCUGGGUCUCUCCAUCUCGAAGCGGGACAGUCUGCUGGAGAAGUGUGCCAUGUUCAGAGAGGCAGGUGGAGCACUAAGCCGACAGCCCUCACAGGACAAUGGUCUGGAUGGCCCCUUUAACUCCGGAGCCAGCAAACUGGAGCAGGUCAAGCUGAUGCCUCCAGCUCCCAAUGACGACCUGGCAUCCCUCAGCGAGCUCACUGACAGCAGCCUGCUCUAUGAGAUGCAGAAGCGCUUUGGCAACGACCAAAUCUACACUUACAUCGGACACAUCCUUCUGCUGGUCAAUCCAAACAAAGAGCUGCCCAUCUACUCCACUUUGGUCAGUCAGCUGUACCUUAGCUCCACGGGUCGCCUGUGCUCCUCUCUGCCUCCUCACAUCUUCUCCUCAGCAGAAAGAGCUUACCACAUGAUGCUGCAGGAGAGACGCCCGCAGUGUUUCAUCUUGAGUGGUGAAAGUGGUUCUGGGAAAACGGAGGCCUAUAAGCACAUAGUGAGACACCUGACAGCCCGCUCCAGCCCCAAAGGCUUUGCCCUGGAGCCCAGAAUGAAACACGUGAACUGUAUUCUGGAGGCUUUCGGUCAUGCAAAGACUCUGAAGAACAACAACUCAAGCCGCUUUAUAAAGCUGUUGACCAUCCAAUACUGUGACAAGAGGAGGACGCUGCUCAGAGUCUUGCCCAUAUUCUCCAUGGGGACCGAGCUCUAUGGAUACUGGAACCAGAUCAAUGUGGUGCAUUCUCUCUCUGUGAAGAGGCAGACACAGUCUGUAUUAUAG
Molecule: messenger RNA, 2295 nt
Organism: Cottoperca gobio
Lineage: Eukaryota; Metazoa; Chordata; Actinopteri; Perciformes; Bovichtidae
Gene: myo16
Product: myosin XVI
Exons: 16
Coding region: 412-2295 (627 amino acids)
Biological process (GO): negative regulation of G1/S transition of mitotic cell cycle; neuron projection morphogenesis; phosphatidylinositol 3-kinase/protein kinase B signal transduction
Cellular component (GO): myosin complex; perinuclear region of cytoplasm; nucleoplasm
Molecular function (GO): cytoskeletal motor activity; protein phosphatase binding; ATP binding
Source: RefSeq, a predicted model, not a curated record